This is a messenger RNA of Lampris incognitus (smalleye Pacific opah), 7231 nucleotides long. RefSeq names its product zinc finger protein 106b (gene znf106b). The record is from RefSeq and is a predicted model, not a curated record. The transcript has 21 exons. The coding region runs from base 179 to 5158 and encodes 1659 amino acids. Gene Ontology annotation, molecular function: RNA binding; zinc ion binding; SH3 domain binding. Lineage: Eukaryota; Metazoa; Chordata; Actinopteri; Lampriformes; Lampridae. Gene Ontology annotation, cellular component: cytosol; membrane.
UUUUUUUAGAUCUGCGCACAAGCACGGGGUCCCUUCACUUCCGGGGGGGUCGCAAGCGGACCCGACUGGAUGCUAAAUACGUAGGCCAGGAGACGCCAGCGCACACGAAAAUACCAGGUCCCGCGAGCAUGGCGACCCGUCAAUCCGCGUAGCCAUGUGAACGGUAUAAGAAGCGCGAAUGGUUAAGACUCCGAGGCAGACAGUAGGUGGAACCAUGGCAGAGACGCGUCGACCAUCAAACCCCCAGCAGGCCUCAAGAACGUUCUGUAUUUUGUGCCGAGAGUCCUAUGAUACUGACAAUGCACAGGAACAUGUGCACGGUAUGCUGCAUCACAGAGAGCUGGAGAUUGUGUUGGGCAGGGAUUCACCCCAUGAGUGCCUAGCAUGUAAGGAAUCCUCCAUGAGUUUGAGUGAGUAUGCCCAGCACAUCUCCACUACACAACACAAAUCCAAUUUGAGCAACCUCAUUUUGAGCUCUGUUAAGCCUGUUUCUCUGCAUAAGACUCUGGGCAAGGAGAUCUUCAACAAAAUCUCUGAGAGAAACAAGAACCUAAAGAGGGCGCGAAAAAUGGAAAAUAAGAAGGAACAAAGGAGAAUGAAGUGGCAAGCUGAUCAGAAACGCAUACAAAUGCGACAUAAAAUGUCAAAACAAACACCGGGGGCAUCCAGGCAGAAACAAUCCAAACAAGUGAACCGGAUGGCGUCAAAAAUGCAAAGGCAAACUGAGCACAGAGGAAAUGGCCAGGCCAUUGUAAACAAGGAGAACAGACUGAGAGUCGGUUUUGGUUGGCUGCCCCAAAGUCAAUGUGACAAACAGCCUUGGUUCCACAAAGUUUAUCACAACUUGUCAGUUAACUCCAACAUGUUUGACUUUGACAAACGGUUUAACCAAGGCCAUUUUGGUUACUGUCAAACGGACAGACUUGAUAAAACACCCUGGGAUGCUCAAGGAAGUGGCAGUAAUGCGCCACAAAACUCAGCAAGGUCUAAUGUCAACCAGCAUGAAGAAUACUACUAUUGGCACCAGAAUGAUGUAACAGAUCAAGAAUUGCUCAAUGAUGAGCUCCCCAAGAAUGGAGCGAUAAGCUUUGAUAAGCAAGACAAGAGUAAAGGAUAUUCUCAGGCGUGUCCAGGACAAAGUCCUCACUGUUCAAAUACCACAAAUUCAGCCUCAACCUCAAAAUGCAUGGACCUAUCCAAAGACUUUGAACCCAUACGAGAUGCUGACAUCAAUGCAAUGCUUUGGCAAAUCAGGAGGACGCUCGGUGUGAGGGAACCAUGUAGAGCUGAUCGUGUUGCCCGAAGUCAGAGGCAGAGCAACAAGACAGAUGCCAGUGAGGGUGAACAUGGCGCUGAGCAACAGAGGACACUCGGUCUAAGGGAACCAUAUACAGCCGAUCAUGUUGCUCAAAGUCAGAUGCUGAGCAACGAGACCGGUGCUGGUGAGGGUGAACAUGGCACUGAGAAACAGAGGACACUCGGUGUGAGGGAACCAUGUAAAGUUGAUCGUGUUGCCCGAAAUCAGAGGCUGAGCAACAAGGCAGGUGCUGGUGAGGGUAAACAUGGCACUGAGCAACAGAGGAAACUUGGUGUGAGGGUACCAUGUAUAGCGGAUCGUGUUGCCCGAAGUCAGAGGCUGAAUAUCAAGACGGCUGCCAGUGAGGGUAAACAUGGCAGUGAGCAACAGAGGAAACUCGGUGUGAGGGUACCAUGUAUAGCUGAUUGUGUUGCUCGAAGUCAGAGGCUGAGCAUCAAGACAGGUGCCGGUGAGGGUAAACAUGGCACUGAGCAACAGAGGAAACUCGGUGUGAGGGCACCAUGUAUAGCUGAUCGUGUUGCCCGAAGUCAGAGGCUGAGCAUCAAGACAGGUGCCGGUGAGGGUAAACAUGGCACUGAGCAACAGAGGAAACUCGGUGUGAGGACACCAUGUAUAGCUGAUCGUGUUGCCCGAAGUCAGAGGCUGAGCAACAAGACAGGUGCCGGUGAGGGUAAACUUGGCACUGAGCAACAGAGGACAGAGAGACAUCUUCCAUUUAGGCGCUCACUUGGCAACAAGCACUCCGAUAGGGCCGCAUCACCCCACAUCAUCUCCAGAGCAGCUUCUGAUCAAUCCUCUAAAACCAUUGAACAGGGAGUAUUCAGAAUGGCAGUUGAAGACAAACAGCAGUCCACAGGGCGUUCAGAGAUCUCCUGCAACUUGGAUACACAAAAAAAUGCAAAGGAUGGAGAAUCUCAAGCAGGGUCUACUUCAUCCAAAGUUGGCAGCUUGGUACUGCCGGCCUCACUCAAUCGAUGCAUGGGCAAGACCACAUCUGCAGAGCCCAAUCUGAACACUGCCCGCAGGAUCCGAAAUGUCAGUGAUUCACGUAAAGCAGACGGGGAGAAGGAGGCAGGGUUUAAACCGACUCUCCAGAAGCUAAUUAAUUUGUCAGCCCCCCAGAGGAAGGUUAACUGGAGAGAGAUGUACCAGGAGGUUAAAAAGAAGCGACGGGAGAAGGUCAAAGGCAUGCCCAGGUUUGGGAUUGAGCUGAUUAACCCUCAGUCUGAGCGAGAUGACCCACCAGAAGAUGAAGACCUUCCUCUAUCAGAGGGCUUCCAUUGGGAGUCGGCAUUUCCUGAUAAUUCCCCACCUGCACCCUGUCCCCCAGCCCCUCCACCCCAGGAUACAACAGCUAAUGAUUCCAUCCCAGAAAGACAGUCAGCAUCAAGGACGCAGGAGCAUUUUGAACUGCCUGCUAAAGCUCUGGAAGAUGACAAGAACAUGCUGGUCAUCCCUACAGUCUCUAUAAAAGUGGAGCCAGACUUUGAAGAGAGCAGAAACGGAACAGGAGGCAACACCAACGGUCCAAAAAAGAGGAAGAGUAAAGAGGAUGAUGGCAUUUCUAAGGUAGAACCAAGUGGGAAAAAGAAAAAAUCAAAAAAGGACCAGACCCAAGUGGACCAGCUCUUGGCAGUGUCUCUAAGAGAGGAGGAGCUGAGCCAGUCUCUGAAGGAUUUGGACGGCAAUCUGAUUCUGACUCGCAAUGCCUUGCAAGCCGCAUACAACGAAGUUCAAAGACUACUACUGCUCAGGCAACAGUUUAUUGCUGAGGUCAACAGUCUGAGAGCCAAGCGUAUUGAGAUCCUGCAGGGGAUGCAAGAUGGGUUUUCUGGGACAUCUGGCUUAGCACAGGAAGCUGGUGCUCUGGCAGCGGUGGCUGUAGCAGCCACAUCACCAAGAUCCCCUUCUCUCCCCUCAUCCAGUUGCUAUACUACCCCAUCCCUGGCUGCCGCAUCUGAUGCUUCCACAAGCCUUAAUACCUUCCCGACAAACAAGCCCAUAAAGCAAGAACCGCUUGAACAGUUCCCGGGGGAACAAGCCCACCAGCCUGCCAAAAUGCCCCCUUGCACCAAUGCUGCUCCUAAGAUACCCAGCAGUGGAGUUCUCCCACUGCUUUCCUCUGUUCUUCUCCCCAGUUUGCUGCUCACACCCUCAAACCCAGUCUCCACCUCACCCAAACCUGAAGUUGGAGCAGACGGCUCCACAUCUUCCAUCAAGCAAUUUGAACAGCAGAUGAGGGAGAGGUUGAAGGAUGGGGAAAAGAAUGUGGUGGUGAAGGAGAAAGGAAUAAUGUCGUUAAAGGAAGAAGUGCAGCCAACGGAUAGAUAUCCUGAAGCAGAACAGGGCGGUCAUCCCAGUGCGGAACAGGUUAGGGUGAGAGGCAGAGCCGCCACCAUUUUGGCCCCUGAAAAAGGGCAAGAAGAGCCUGUUGCAGCACAGGAUUCGGCCAGAGGCAGUGAGAGUGAUAGCUCUAUAGAAAUGAUGGAGCCCUCCUCGAGAUCCAUCCAGACCAUUGACAUUGAGGAAUCGGACAAAGAAGGCUUACCUGAGCCUGUUUCUAAUAUUGCCAUCCCUCCCGAGCUUGUCCAGACAUCUGUUUGUGUGGACUUCAAUUCCACUUGUUCCCAGACCGUGAAGUUUGAGAAAGAUGACCCUUGCAGAAAAAUUCUAUGUCCAACUAUUUCAAAUAAAGUUUCCAAAAUUGAUCCAGAGUCUGUGGCUGAUGUGGAACCAUCCUUGGGGGCCUUUCAAGACCAUGAAGGCCCAGUCCAUGGCAUGCAAGUCCACAACGGUCUGCUCUAUACAUGCUCAGCGGAUACCACAGCACGAGCCUACUGUCUUGUGAGCAGGGAAUGCAAAGCAGUGUUUGAAGGUCACACAAAUAAGGUCAACUGUCUUCUGGUGUCCUCCCCCCCUCAAAUGCCAGCACGCCUCUACACCGGGUCUAGUGACAAGACUAUCCGCUGUUACAGCAUAAAGUCAUCAAAGUGCCUGGAGCAAAUCUCUCUGCCCGACAAGGUGCUGUGUUUGCACAUAGCCUGGAACAUUCUGUAUGCGGGGCUGGCCAACGGAUCAGUAGUUAGCUUUGACUUGAAGACUCAGAAGCAGCUGGAUGUGUUUGAGUGUCACAACCCGCGAGGUGUGAGCUGCCUCGGUACGGCCCAAGAGGGGGCCCGCCGGAUCCUGUUGGUCGGCUCUUACGACAGCACCAUCAGUGUGCGUGACGCCAAGAGCGGCCUGCUGCUGCGCUCGCUGAAGGGCCACACCAAGACCGUUCUCUGUAUGACGACUGUGAACGAUCUGGUCUUCAGCGGCUCCAGUGACCUGUCUGUUUAUGCCCAUAACAUCCAUACAGGUGAGCUGAUGCGCAUCUAUAAGGGUUAUGGUCAUACUGUCACAUCAAUUGCCGUCUUGGGGAAGGUGAUGGUGACAGCCAGUCUGGACAAACUAGUGCACGUCUGUGACUUGCAGUCACAUGACCAUGUUCAGGUGUACGGGGGCCAUAGUGAUAUGGUGAUGUCCAUGGUCAUCCACAAGAGCGUGAUCUACACAGGAUGUUGUGAUGGGAGUAUUCAAGCAGUGAAGCUCAACCUGAUGAAGAACUACCGCUGCUGGUGGCACGGCUGCACUCUUGUCUUUGGGAUGAUGGAGCACCUUUUGCAUCACCUGGUGGGCGACCACACCAACCUUAACCUGCAGACAGUCAGGUGUCGCUGGAGAGGCUGCAGUGAUUAUUUUGCUACACAAGACUCUGUCAAGCAGGAGCUGCCUGGACACAUGCUGAGCCAUGUGGAGCAUGACAGCAAGCUGGAGCCAAGACCGGAGGUGCAAGGAUGAGGGAGGCUGCACCCCAGCUAAGCAUCCGUUUUAUUCAGGGAUGUCCUUUUACUAUUCAUCACCAGGCUCUUUUAAAUGCCCCCCCCCCCCCACAACUCACAGACCUUUUUGAGUAUUAACAAAAGAUUCCCGCUGGCGUGCUUUUUUUUGUGUAUGUUUGUCACAUAGCUGGAACUACGACUAAUCACGAUCUAUGCCAAAGACACAAGUAGGUUAGAUACAAGUAGAGGCAACUGGAGCUGUUUUUGUUCAUCUGUCAGAGCCGUUACGAAGGAUGGUGUUUGCUACUUCCCGGUAUCGAUCUUCAAAAGCCACACCCAGAACUGGUCAUCUAAAUUAAACACAACCUGGUGCCUUGUGUUAUUAUCCACUAUUUUAUUAUUGUUUAAUAAACCAUUAUGGGGCAGUUUUCAGACAAGUCGUGAAGUUUGUUGAUGGGUUGUGAACUGUGUUGGUCUAGCUUUUCCGUAACUGGACCGUCUUUAAGGUAAUUGCCCCGAGUGCAAACGGGGCAUUUUGGAUGGGGUGACUUGACAGGCUGCUCAUUUAUUAUUAAAGCCUUAAUUUCUACAUAGGCAGUGCUGCGUUGUGGGUGUGGCUUUUGCAUGACGAUGCUGUAAAAUCCUCAAAAGCAAAACUUUUUUUUCUAGAUGUUUCUAGAAGUUUAGAUGUUUUUUCUAGAUGGCUAGAUAUUUCUCUGAAGCUAAAGUUACUCGUCACUUUUUCCCAUUCCAAUCUUUUGUGAGCUAACUCCCCCCCCCCCCACCGCUAGUGACGCAGCAGAAAAGAGUGCCACUACUCGAACCAGGUAUCUGUACAGUGUAUGAUGUUCACGUGAUGUGGGAUAGUCAGUAUAUCACAACACGGGGAGGAGAACGUCUCUCGGAAAGCUAGAAACGAAAAGACGAGGCUUGUAAUCAGUGAAGCGGCUGCAGAAAUGGUGUCUGCCUGACAAGUAACCAGACUUUCUUUGACUCUCGCACCCUAAGGUUUUAACGCGCACUCUCAAUAAGUGUGGAGGGAAGAAAGGCGCCAUCCACGAUUCAAGUUCUCCAACAUUUGCCUUAUCAUUAGAUGCAGCCAAGGCAUUCGAUUGUGUCGACUGUGAUGGCGUGGCGGCUUGUCCAGGGUGUCUCCCCGCCUGCCAGCCCAAUGACUGCUGGGAUAGGCUCCAGCAUCCCCGCAACCCUGAGAGCAGGAUAAGCAGUUUGGGUAAUGGAUUGAUGGAUGGGCGGCAUCUUUAUGAAAUCAGCAAAAGUUUUGUCCCCCGCCCCCCCCAAUGGUUGGUUUUCCGUGCCCCUGCUACAAACUUUCACCAAGACAGAUAUUGUGGGACUUGUAGUCAGAUUGCCACCUGUAAAAAUUGAAAAUGGUCUUACACAGAAGUGAUUACAGUGUAUGAAUAUAACAGAAAUAUUUGCCUGUAUACAGCAAGCAUAAAGCUACAGCAGGGUGACACACUACUGGAGAGUUUUGUUGAAAGUUUUCAACCGGUUGUUGGAAUAGAUGUUGAGUUUUGUUAAAGCGGAAUUUACAUAUUAAAGAUUGUCAUGCCCGCCCUUUCCAAGUGAACAGCUUUUUUUGAUUGAAUGUUGUUUUUGAGUGGACCAUUACCCACAUGAGAUUUCCUGAUUUCAUUUGAACAGGGAGCGGUCCAUAACGCCUUGCGACCGCAGAACAUUCCCACCGCCAGACUCACACACUUGAGAAAUUAAUGAGUCAUUCGCUUUGCUGCGUUAUAGGUUUGACCUUUGGAGUCCAGAGUCCCAAACUAAGGAUAAGUAAGAUGACCUGCAGAGUCAUCUUGACUCAUGAGAUAAUGCUUUGCACACUAGCUAGGUGUUAGUUUUCACAUUUGUGCCAUCAACCAUGAACAAAGACAUCUUCAUCUUCUUACUCCUCUUCCCCUAUUGGGAGAACACUAUGGGGCAAUGUCACUGUCUGCUUCUCCAUUUUGGUGAAACAAAAAUUAUGGGAUUGCUCAAACUUGUAUCUUUUUGGGCAAAAUAAUGACUUCACAAAUGAAAACUGAACUGUCCAAGGGUAUAAGAAUAACCUGUAUAAAAGCUGGAA